Messenger RNA from Perca flavescens (yellow perch), 1359 nucleotides. It is a transcript of the gene jagn1a, whose product is annotated as jagunal homolog 1a. The record is from RefSeq and is a predicted model, not a curated record. NCBI's taxonomy places the organism in Eukaryota, Metazoa, Chordata, Actinopteri, Perciformes, Percidae. Bases 131 to 682 code for a protein of 183 amino acids. The transcript is spliced from 3 exons. Gene Ontology annotation, biological process: endoplasmic reticulum organization; vesicle-mediated transport; granulocyte colony-stimulating factor signaling pathway. Gene Ontology annotation, cellular component: endoplasmic reticulum membrane.
UCGACGACUAAGACUGUGCGCAUGCGCAGAGCGCUUUGCAACAUCUGUCACAUCUUUUGUUAGUAACGUUACAGAUUCAAACAAGGAGCUCAGCCAAACAUUACGGAAAUACGCAGCGUAUUCCCUCAAUAUGACAUCACGCGUUGGUCCCAGAGCUGCUGGUACCAAUGGAAGUGACUUCAAACACAGAGAGAGGGUGGCCCCGCAUUACCAAAUGAGUGCUGCCCUGAAGUCAGAGGUGCGGAAGUUAAACCUGGUCCACCUUCUCCUCUGGCUGCUGGUGGCUGCACAGGUGACUGUCAGCCACUUCGACCUGGUGUCACACGACACAGUGUCCAUGCCGUACCAGUGGGAGUAUCCUUACCUGCUCAGCCUCCUCCCUCUGCUCUGCAGCGGCUUGUCACUUCCGAAGAACAAUAUCAGUUACCUGGUCAUAUCCAUGAUCAGCGCAGGGCUGUUCUCAGUGGCACCUCUGAUUUAUGGUGGAAUGGAAAUGUUUCCUGUAGCGCAGCAGCUCUACCGCCAUGGAAAGGCCUACCGCUUCAUUUUUGGCUUCUCUGCAGUGACAGUUAUGUACCUGAUCAUGGUGGUUGCUGUUCAAGUGCACGCCUGGCAGUUAUAUUACAUGAAGAAGCUGUUAGACUCAUGGUUUGAAGGCACUCAGGAGAAGAAGAAGAAAUAAUGGAGUGAAGAAACAUGUGACUGGGCAAAACUGUGUUUUUUAUCUUAAUUUAUACAUAAGUUAUGCAUCUUAUCAAUGUCUAGUUGUUCAGUCAUCAUCAUGUAACUCAUACCUUAAAUACCAGUGUUCUCUGACACAGAUAUAAAACAGAGUGAGAUGUACAAUUUUUGCAGGAAUCCGGAUUUUUUUUACAUCAUUUAUUUAAAGUGUCUAGCACACACAAUCAGGAGUGGCAUCAAAGCAACAUCCAUUAACAUUGCAUUGCAUUAUAGUAAUUUUGUUCCCUCUUCAUCACUGGGUCUAGAAUGCAGUUUUUCUCCAAACAGAGAAGUAAGUAAUUUAAGACGAAGACAUCAUUGCCAUCUCUCUAAAAAUAGAGAUGUAGAGGUGUUUAUAAAAGUACAGCAGUGAAAGCACAAACUGUUCUAACAUACAUUUUGCUCACUACUGUUUAUUGAACUAGAUAUACCUUUGCUGCAGAUGUGCUGAUGCUGUCUCCUUCAUUAAGUCUUUACCUCUCACAAUUAUUUUUCAGAAUGCAUUUAAGCCAUUACAAAGAAAGGUGGUGAUCAACAUAUCUGCCUGUAUUGUUAUGUUUUCAAGUAUUCUCAUUCAGCAUCAGAAGCCAGCUUAUUACGCCUGUGUACAUGAAUAAAAUAAAUGCACUGUAAACCAAA